Phyllopteryx taeniolatus (common seadragon) is the source of this 5949-nucleotide messenger RNA. RefSeq names its product 15-hydroxyprostaglandin dehydrogenase (gene hpgd). Gene Ontology annotation, molecular function: oxidoreductase activity, acting on the CH-OH group of donors, NAD or NADP as acceptor. The coding region runs from base 222 to 827 and encodes 201 amino acids. Gene Ontology annotation, cellular component: cytoplasm. NCBI's taxonomy places the organism in Eukaryota, Metazoa, Chordata, Actinopteri, Syngnathiformes, Syngnathidae. The transcript has 6 exons. The record is from RefSeq and is a predicted model, not a curated record.
AGAAGGAGAGAGGGAGCCAAUGAAGAGGGAGGAGGGAAAGAAGGAGGCAAAGUGCAACCCAACCAAAAGAGUAGAAACACACAGAAUAGUGAGCGAGCCUCUGAGUGUCUUAAAAGAGAGAGAAGGCAUCAGAUAGGAGUGUGAGUCCUCAGGUAGGUGGACAACUAAAAAAAAAAAAAAAUUCAAGGCCACCGGCAGAUUGAGAGCGAGUGUAUAGGACCAUGUCUCUAAAUGGGAGGGUGGCUCUGGUGACCGGGGGAGCUCAAGGCAUUGGGAGAGCCGUAGUCCAGUCCCUCCUACAGAGCUCAGCUAAGGUAGCUGUGGUUGACCUGAACCAGACCUGUGGUGAAGAGUGCAAGAAACAGCUGGAUGCUGAAUUUGGAGAUGGCAGCAGCACCUUUAUUCAGUGUGAUGUGUCCGAUGGAGACUCACUGAGAGAUGCCUUCCAGAGCACAGUAGACGAGUUUGGUCGUCUAGACAUUGUCAUCAACAAUGCUGGAAUCAACAAUGAAAAGAACUGGGAGAAGACCAUACAAGUGAACCUGACUUCUGUAAUAAAUGGGACCUACUUGGCUCUGGAACAUAUGAGUAAGGAGCAUGGCAAGGAAGGAGGCACGAUAAUCAACGUAUCUUCUAUGGCAGCCUUCCUGCACUCUCCUCACCAGCCUGUUUACACAGCUACUAAACAUGGAGUCAUUGGUUUCACAAGGGUUAUGGCUGCCAUCAUUGAUAGCAGAAGGCAUGAUGAGGUUGAUCACCGACACCAGUUUAAACGGUGCUGUGAUGAAGAUUACGUGCUCCAAAGGAAUCCACUUCCACACUUAUGAACCCAUGUCUGCUUGAUCAUCGCCUAAUGGACUGCCCCUUGCUGAAGAGCAUAGGCGUAUACAACUGUAACCGUGGAAGUCAUAUCAGAACAGAAUCCCCAAAUGUUUGGAUUCUGCUGCACAAAACUGGCCUGAACAUUACCUACAAUGUAAAUACAGUAAAACCAAAAACAAGGUUUAUGCUAUGACAAUAGAAUUGAUGCAAUAGCAGCUUUGGAACAAAACAAAACAUAUUAAUCAUGAAACCUUCAGCGACCCAAAACUGCAAUACAGUAGACUUUUUAGUGUUUUUGAACAUCAUAGUCAAUCAUGUAGCUUCUGUAAUUAAGCAGUGUUAUUAUUAAGACCUGUAACUAUUAUUAUUUAAUUGUUAAAUAAUAUUUGCACAAAUAUAAAAAAAAACCUGUGGGAUUGUUUGCAUUUGUUAUUUUACAAGGAUAGUUCCUUCCAAUUAUGAUGUCGAAUGAUGAUAAAUGAUUUUCUUUUCUUUUUUAUACCUUCUCAUCCUAUGUGUGUAUAUAAUGGGAAUUGCUGCCAGAGUUGUGCUUAAGAGUCCACAGAUAAAAUGAAAAGUUGCUACAUUAAAGAUCUGGAUUAGCUGGAGUGACCAAACUACAAAGUGAGGGCUAUGACAUCUUUGACAGCUCAUCAUAUCUGUUUUUAAUGUAAAGUAUAUACACCUGUAUAUAUUUAUAUGAUACUGUUCCUGGAAUAUACAGCAAACUGGGGACUUCACUUUGUGAAAAAUAAAUAAUUGUAUAAACCUGUUAAGGCGGCACGGUGGCCCGACUGCCUAGAGCGUCAGCCUCACAGUUCUGAGGACCGGGGUUCAAUCCCGGGCCCCGCCUGUGUGGAGUUUGCAUGUUCUCCCCGUGCCUGCGUGGGUUUUCUCCGGGCACACCGGUUUCCUCCCACAUCCCCAAAACAUGCAUUAAUUGGAGACUCUUAAUUGCCCGUAGGUGUGAAUGGUUGUUUGUUUGUAUGUGCCCUGUGAUUGGCUGGCAACCAGUUCAGGCUGUACACCGCCUCCUGCCCGAUGAUAGCUGGGAUAGGAUCCAGCACGCCUGCGACCCUAGUGAGGAGAAGCGGCUCAGAAAAUGGAUGGAUGGAAACCUGUUAAGCUAACUUCCAUUUUAUAUUGAAGGCAAAAUGGAUCGGUGUUAAUUUUCUAUCAUCGAGGAAAUCUCAUGCUAUUGGUAUGGUCUGUAAAUGAUAGUGUUUUCUGUUGUUGUUGUUGUUUUACAUGAAACUUUUCAAACACAUCAAGAAACAAAAAUUACUUUUUUUUAAACUACAAUGUUCACAUGCAAAGGCCACUAAGCAAGUUUUAUUUUAAUUUCAAAACUGUUUUUUUAGCAGAUUUACUCAGGAUAACACAAAGACUAAAGGCUUUGGGUCCAUUACAAUGGAGCUUUCACCAUUUCUGUUGAUGUUACUGUACUGGCAGUGGAAAUGAUACAACAACAAAAAUGUUGUUGGUGUGAUAAUUAAUUUUGAUAUAUUGAUGAUUAACAUAAUAUAAAUGGUUGAAAUGAUUGCAAACUUAAGAGUAGGAUAUGCUUUGGGGUUGCCAAUUAUCAGAGUAAAAUGUUGAAAAAAAAUUUAUUAUAUUGAUUAUCAUUCGUGCACAUUAUUUACUGGAAAAGGGCAUUCUUAAAUUGUGAUUCUUUUAUUAAAUUGAUGUCUGUGAAAUUCUUUAUUGUUAAUGUUCAGUAAAAGUUCAACAUCCUUUCACUGCAAAAACACAAAACUGACCUAGCUAAUUUAUCUUAUUUCCAGUGGAAACAUCUUACUGUUCUUACGUUACGACAGUUUUGACUUUUUACAGCAAGACAAAACUUUUAAGAUACAAUAACUUAUUUUAAGAAUCUUAAGUCAUUUCAUACUAGUUCCACUUGCCAGUUUUUUUCAGUAUUUUAGUGACAAAAUAUCUUGUUUUAAGUGAAAAAAAAAUCUUAAAUCUUAAAACAAGUGUUUUUGCCUUGCUGAAAAUUUUGAACAAAAUAAGGUGAUAAACUAAUGGGAUUGUUUUUCUCCAGAUGGAACUGGGGCUUUAGUCAAAGCAGAGGCAUUUAUGCAGAAUUCCAAAUACAGUGGAACUUUGAUGAAACCAACCCUGACAUAACGGAUAUCGAAUAAAAGGGACCAUUUGGGACUGAACAGUGUGUCAAAAAAUAGUUUCCAUUUGUCACUUAAACUACCGUUGACAAAGUCUGUCAGUUCCAGAAUUGGCCCCUGUUGUUUACUGGAGCUGUGGCGCAAUGCAGGCAAAGAAUGGGACUGACAUAUUUCCGGGCCAGAGAUAUACAAUAUGACUAGAGUGGCGGCCAUGUUGAAUGUGGGACAUUGACGUGGCAGCCAUGUCAUGAUGGUUAUAUCUAUUGUCUAUUGUGCCAUAGAGCACUGCCAGAGAGAGAGAGUGGCACGGCUGCAGCGUUAACUCUGAGGAAAACAAAACACAAGUCUCUAGAGUCUAGAACAUGCUAUUUUUGGUACAGUAAAAAAAAAUUGUCAAGGCAUUCGCCUUUGGCAACGGAUUUGGAACUGGGAAGCACACUAAUUCCUCUCGGCUCAUAAAAGCAACCCGCCUAUGGUGAGUACUGUACGUCACCAAUGUCACCAUCACCAAGCACCCCGGCGUGGUAUGUUUGGUUAAAAUCUGAAACUUCCAAAAUUUGUAUUGUAAUGUAAAAAACUACAAAAAGAUAAUUGUGUACUGUACAGUAAUAUGGGUGCAUAUGCCUUCAAAAAAAAAAAAAGUGCUUCAAUGUGACGGACAAUCUGCUAUAUCGGACGACACCACCGCCCGUAUUAGUCUGUUCUAUCAAGGUUCCACUGUACCAGUAAGUUUUACAUCCAGGCUAGGGAUUGCUAGUGUCUUUUCAUUCUGCUAUGACUGUCACCAAUAGUCUAUAUCUUCUUUAUUUAUAUAAUUAUGGGAAGAAAACAACACAGGCCAUGCAAUGCUAGCUUUAUUUUGGCGUUCAUCUGUUGUUUUUGGUUUCUUUACAAUGAUGAAGUAAACUACCGUAAUUUCUCGUGUAUAUUGUACAUUUUUUACCCCCAAAACUGGUCAAGUCAAUAGUGCACAUUAUACAUAGGUAUAGGAGAAAAUUAAAAAGACUUUCACAUUUUAUAAAUGUAUGCCGCCAUCUAGAGGUUAUGAAAAAGCUGUACACUUUCAUUCCACUAUACCACCGCCCCCUAGAGGUUAUGAAAAAGUUGUACACUUUCAUUCUAGUAUGCCACCUAGAGGUUAUGAAAAAGGUGUAGACUACUACUUUCAUUCCAAUAUGACAGGGGUACGUAUGACUGCAUAUAUGUACAAUUGUGCUCAUAAGUUUGCAUACCCUGGCAGAAUUUGUGAAAUAUUGUUUUGGUUUGUUUUUUUAAAUACGACAACAACCAUCAUAAAUUUAUUUAUGGUUAUGUUUUGUUUAAUGAAAAUGCUUUUCUGAAAAGCUUGACAGUUUAAUUUGAAUCCCAUUAAAAUAAAAUUAAAUGUCUUUCGCUUGGUCCUUCAUGUUUUCUUAAAAGAAUUGUACACAUCUUACAAAUUCUGCCUGGGUAAUCAAACGUAUGAGUACAACUGUGUGUUUUCUCAUUGACUAAAUAAAAGUCGGGCUGUGAAUUUCAAAAUAAGAGCAAGUAAAUAAAAAUAAAUUAUUUGUUCAAAUAAAGUGCUUAACUUCAGAAUAAUUAUUUGAAAAAAAACAAACACAAAUACAGAUAAUACUUCAUGUUUUGAUCAUAUGGGUAGAAGCAAAAUCAUGCAUUGUAAAAAUGCAUUAUACAUCGGUAGAAGGAUUUUCCAGAAUUUUGAGGUCAAUUUAUCAUUAUACAUGGGUGUGCAUUAUACUCGAGAAAUUACGGUAAGUCAGAGGCAUACCAUGUGUGUAUGCGUAUGUACAAACAAGAAGUAGAUGACCCACCAUCCAUACCUCACUAUGAUUCUGACACAGUGACUAAAUGUACAAAAUAGGAACUGUAAAAUCAUUGUCCUUGUUCAUCCACAAAUUCAUUGUUUUAAGGACUUUACCCCCAUUAUUGGCUCCGAAAUCUCUUCCUAGACAAGACAUUUUUGCUUUUUGUAUGCCCUCUAUGUGUGUGUGUGUGUGUACGUGCACAGGCAGGUCUUAGAAGGGGUUUAUGCGAACCCCUGUCCCUAGUGGGGAGAAGGGGUUGACUUUUGCCCACAUGAGAGCAUCAUUCAGGGAAAUUGUUGAUUUGCCAUCUUCAAGUAAAAAUACUGGACCCUGCAUGUAGGAAAAAAAAAAAAAGUUAAAUUAAAAAAACUCAGUUGCACAUUGGUGCUAAGACAGCCACAACAUUAGGUACACCUGCACAAACUAAUUGAAUGCUGUAUUGACAAGUUCCUCUGAGAAAGUUAACAUUCAGUUUAUAAUUUGACAAUAGGCUUACUUUUGCCGCUGUAAUUUUCAGUAGUGUGGAUUUCGAAAAUAUUUUUACGUCUUUAUUUACCUACAUAGAAGGGACUUGUAUUGGUAUUUCAUCCUGCAGAUAUACCUAAUAAAAUGUCCCGUGAGUGUCUACUGGUUAAUAAUGCAAACCAAAGAAGCAGGACACACCUGUAUUCUGUGACCAGUAAAACAGGAAAUCUGAACAUCAGAGUGACUUGGCAGAUUGGAGCCUGUCACAUAAUCAGCACCACAUGAGACUAAUGGAGGAAGGAGAGAAGGUGUUUUAAAAACAGUUGUUUGAUUUGAGUGAACUUUUCGAUGUUCAGGUACUGUUCUUACCAGAGUUCACAGUAAGGAUUCUUUUUUCAAGACAGCGGAAAUCUUCCUUUUGACUCUCUGAUGGAGGGCUAUUAAAAAGGCAGACAGACACAGUGCUAAAUAUAUAUUUAAAGUAAAGAUGUGAUUUGCUGUAUUUUCACAAAACAGUCUCGGUGUAAAAUAAAUGUUUAGCUAGACAUUGAUUGGUGUUAAUUAUUUUAAGUUUACAUGACGAAUAGGUACUGCAUUUCGUUUUUGUUGUACUGUACUAGUAGUUACAGGCUACCGUGAAGGGCAUCCAUUGCAAAGGGAGAUGUCGUUGUUGUUCUAUAGCUGCUGAAGUGUAUUUGUAUGGUACAAAAAAAAUAAAAAAUGCAAAGACA